AUGUCAGUUAGUACUAUCCUUGCUGCCGGUGGGGUGAUUUCCACCGCUAUCUCAAUUCAAUUGUAUCAAACAAAGACCAAAGAAUUGACUGAUCUCAAGAAUAAACUUGAAUCACAAUUGGUUAGUGUCAAGGCUGAUUUGGAUUCAAAGACAAAAGAAUUGGAUCAAUUAAGUAAGGACACUAAGUUGAAUCAUUCCAAGACUGUAAGUUCCUACAAACAAGAUAUCAGCAAUUUAGAAAAGAAAAUUACUGAGUUGAAUCAACUUACCAAGAAAUUGACUGAAUCUGAAAAAUCCUUGCAUUCCAAAACAAAGGAUCAGUUGACUAAAAUCACAAAGUAUGAGGCUGAAGUGAGUGACUUAAACAAGCAAGUAGUUGCUUUGGAAAAACAAAAGUCAGAUUUGGAAAAACAAUAUGAAUUUAAGUUGAAUACUGAAAUUGAAAAAUUAAUUGUUGCCAAAGAUUUGGAAAUUACCCAAUUGAAAAAUGAUUUAGCUAAAGUCAAUACGGAACUCGAAGAUCAAAGAAGAGCAUACAACGAUUUGGAAGACAAGACCAGAGCUAGUAUCUUUGAAAUCAAGAAGGAACUUGAAGCAUCCAAUGCCAAAUAUGACGACAAAGUUAAACAGUACACUGAAUUGGUUACCAAGUCAACUGAUGAAUCUAAACAAAAUCAAGAAAAGAUCAAGUCUCUUGAAGAAAAGAACGUUGAUACCGAAGAACGGUUAUACCUUUUAGAAGCUCAAUAUGCAGAGCAAGGUGUUACUUUGGAGGAUGUCAAGGAAGAAUUGGCAAACUCUCAAGAAGUCAUUGUCAAAUUUGAAGAACAUAAUGUCGAAUUGGAAAAAACUCAACAAGAAUUAACCCAAGAGUUGGGUACCACAAAAUUAAAGCUUGGUGAAGAAGUCGAAAAAUCCACCAAUUUAAAUCAAACUGUUGAUGAAAAAACCAAAGAAAUUGAAGAUUUAUCUAGCAAGGUUCAAGUUUUUGAUCAAGCUUUUUUUGAUUUCGAAACAUUUUUUACCGAGUUAAAGAAAAACCAGUUCCCACUCCCAGAAUCCGCUUUGGAAACUGGUGUACAAACUCCAAAUGCUCCUUAUUCUCCAGAAGAACCAGAGGAAUCGCUUAAUGCCAAAGAACUUGGUGCUAAUUCUGUCAAAAUCUCAGCCACUUUUGAAAAAUUACGCAUUUAUUUCGAAUACCUCCGAGAACAAAUUGAGUCCAGAAAUAAAGUAAUUAUUGUUCAAGCCACCGAGCAUGCUAAUACUAAAUCUGAGCUUGAAGAAAGGGCCAAAGCAAUUGAAUCAUUACAAAACGAGCUUUCUGAAUUAAAAGAAAAGCACAACGAAGCUCAAGACAAAUUAACUGCUUCUUCUAGGCAAGUCGAAGAAUUAUCUUCAAAGGUUGAAAACUCCAUACCUAAAGAGAUCCAUGAGUCCAAGACUAAAGAAUUACAUGAUAAGAUUUCUGAAUUAGAACCACAACUUAACGACCACAAAUCAAAGAUCACUGAUUUGGAAGGUAAGCUCGGAGAAAUUGAAUCUGAGCAUGAAAAUUCCAAGAAGGAAUUAACUUCCAAGCAUGAGCAAGCCGUUUCUGAACACAAACAAACCAUUGAAGAUUUGACCAAAGAGAAGGAUAAUUUAGUCCAAGAUUUAGCCGAUAAGUCAAAAUCUGUUCAAAAAGUCAUUGAAAGUAAAGAAUCUUUACAAUCUGAACUUGACCUGUUGAAAAGCGAAAAGACUAAGCUUGCACUGGAAGUAGAAGAGAAGAAUAUCGCUCUUGACAAGUUAAACAAAGAAAUUUCUGAAUUAAGUGAAAACCACGAAGCAUUAAGACAGGAAAGAGAUCACUUGAAGAAAGCUACUGAAGACAAUGUUGCUGAGUUCAAAAAGAAAGAUGAUACAAUCGCUGAAAAGCAAAAGAGUCUUGACGAAUUAAAUACCAAGUUAUAUUCAUCCAAUGAAGAAUUGAAUACCAUAAAGGAAAAGUUGACUGGAUUAGAGCAACAAGUUAGUAGUGAAAAGGAAGCAGCCAAGAGUGCUCAAGAUGAAAUUAGUGCCCAACAGCAAGAAUUUGAAAAGUUAAAGAGUGAGUUAAAGGAAAAACAAGAUGAAAUCAAUAGCAAGAGUGAAGAGUUGGCUAAGGUACAAGAAGAACUCAAGAGUAAGCAAACUGAAUUGGAUGCUGCAGUUGAAGAAGCCAAGAGCAAGGAUGGAAAAUUAGCGGAGUUGAAGAAUAAAGAAGAAAAGUUGCAACAAUUACAAGACGAACUUAAAGAAAAGUCGGAUAAAUUAGCUACCGCUGAAAGUGAAUUGAAUAAAGUAGGUGAAGAAUUUAAAAACAAAGAAGAAGAAUUGAAGAAACUUGAAGAAGCCCUUACUGAAAAGUCCGAACAUGUUAAUAAGUUAGAAGAUGAAGUUAAACAAAAGGCUGACCAAUUGAUCAAAGUUGAAGAAGAACUUAAAAGUCAAAAGGAGCACCUGAAGUCUGAGUCAACUGAACAAAAUGGUGAACACCAUGAACAUCAAGGAUAA
Spathaspora passalidarum NRRL Y-27907 is the source of this 2538-nucleotide messenger RNA. RefSeq names its product Uso6p (gene USO6). The coding region runs from base 1 to 2538 and encodes 845 amino acids. The record is from RefSeq and is a predicted model, not a curated record. NCBI's taxonomy places the organism in Eukaryota, Fungi, Ascomycota, Pichiomycetes, Serinales, Debaryomycetaceae. The transcript has a single exon.